AUGGAUCCGGACGACUUCAAGUCUAAGGAGAAACCAACUAUGGAGCAAGAUAACGACCCUCGGUCGACGAGACCAAGCGACCUGGACAAGACAGUGACGGAGGAUACGGAGAUGGAGCGCAAGCUUGGCGAAGAACCACCUACAGUGUUAGUUAAAAAAUUGCGCCAAAUUUAAGUUCCUAUAACGAAACACUUGAGCUGUAUGGGUAUAUAAAAGGUUCAUAAAUUAAUGCCACGUUCAAAGUUAGGAUUUUCGAGAAAAAAAAAGGUAAAAACCCAUUUUUGUCCUCAAGAGCUUUAUAUAUUACCCACCUUUUGUUGGGUCAUCUUCAAAAGAUCUAUAAAUAUGGACCGCCAACGAUUUUUCGAAAAUUAAAGCACAAUGAAACAAAUGAAUGGAACCUAUAAAGUGAGGCAACGAUAUUAAAUGAAAAAAAGAUAUUUUGGAGAACAACCGAAAAAUGUAAAUAAAAUAUUAUAAUCUAUUUAAAAAAUCAAUUUGGAGACCUUUUUGCCCUGGUGCGCACGCGCAGGGGUUCUCCUUUUUUUCGUCUUUUCAACUGAAGUACAAUUUCAAACUAUUGUUUCUUUUUAAAUAUUACCCAGUGUUUCUGCUAACGUUCUAAAGCCUUUCCGAGCACAUUCGAACAUAGUUAUGAAAAGAAAUUUCCAAGUGAAAUUUUGGUAUUUCAAAUUAUUAUUAUUUUUUUUUGAACGUUUUUUUGUUACCACUGGAGCAGCGCAAUGAUAAGCGAUUAAUAGACAUGAAAGAUAUUGAGUUUAUAACUUUUUGAUUAGUUAAAAAGCUGAAAACAUGUUUUACAAACCGCGCGCGUGCGCGCAGCAUGCACAGUAUAAUAUGGCAUGUUCAUGGGAGGAACGGAACAUGCUUCGAAACGAAAAAUCGUGUUCAUCAGCGCGCCAAAGUUGCUCCGAAACAGUACUAAUUUUUGUUUUGGAGCAAUUUUCGUUUUGUCCGAUGAACAUGCCGGCAUGGCAUGCCAUAACAAAAAAAAACAUUAAAACUGUCUUUGAAACAAUUUCGAAUAGCUUUGCGACGCGCAAACUUGUUCCUUCCGCAUGCACCCCUCGUAGAACUGCAUAAACUUCCAUUUUUUAAAUUUUUUCUUAACAGUUCAGUUUCCUAUUUUAUCCAAACUCAUCCGAGUCUCAUUUUUUGAUUUUCGACUUCCAAAAUGUAAAAUUUUUUUUAUCUAUAUGUUUCACUCUCUUUUCACUCCAACGCUGACAAGUUCCGAUGGAAUUUUUUCCUCUCAUUCUAUUUUUAUUAAUUUCAGUUAUUUUUUAAACAUCUUAUAUCCGCACUAUACAAGCACCUGGAGAACUGCCAACCGUUCAAACGUAUUUGACAGCAUAGAUCCCACGGCGUUCUUUUGACGACGCCCCUCCCACAAUUUCCGUAAUAUUUGACGUCUUUUGUGCAUACACAGAACGACGCUAACUCGCAUACUCAUUAAAUUCAAAAAAAUAAUUUUUUUCCUCGAAAAAAAUAGCGUUUUUUUCAAAACUAUAGACGUGGAAAAAAAUCGAUCCUUUCACAAUUCCUUUUCUAGUUGACAAAAAAACAUUUGGGUGAAAGUUUUUUUCUUAUUUUUCUGAACACUUUCAUACCUUUCAUCCUCAAAAAUUGGUUAAAGUCCUUUUUUUGAGUGAAAAAAACGUGGAGUUUUUGUGCCGAAAAUGACUUAUUGUGGUUCUAUGUGUCUUUCCCGACUUAUUGAAAAUUUAAAAAAAGUUUUUCUUUACAGAUUUAGUUUAGUUCAUCCACCUAGUGGUAUUUUUUUCUCCUCUGCAACAUCGCCAUACCAUUCUGAUGUUGCGAAAAUGAAAGAGAUUGAUUGAUUCGAAUAAAAAAAUUUAAUUUGAAACUGAAAAAUGUUGCUGAAAGGCUUUUUGCUUUAAAGGGAAAAAUUUGGUCAAAACACAGCAGUUAAUAUUGAAAAAUUGAAAAAGUUCCUUCGCAUUUUGCUGUCGCAAUAAAAAAAUAAUUACCGUAAAUCAGUACGAAACAGAUAAAAGAUACAGCUGUAAUGGUUCUCCUUUUUAUCAUCGCAACAUUUCAUCAUGCUUUGUGAACAUGUGCCAAGAGAGGCGGUGCCUGAGGCACUCGCCCUCUCUAUUGAUUACAACAUCACUCUGGCAUGGCGCACUGCUAGCGUGCGCCACGAAAUAAAGAUUCAAGCCGAGUCGCUUAACCUCGCAAAACAAAAUAACGCGGAAAUGAGGGGAACAUUUAUUCCCGCGUUACAUGGAGGUCCCGAGAACUUCCACCAUAUUCCAUCCGGUGGAAGGUGAAUUCCUGUCAUUCCCCUAUUCGAACUACGACAGACUCUCGGAUUCUGAAUUACUUUUACCGCUACACCUAUUCAUAUUCAACUAUUUCUACGAUUGGCAGUUUUCGUACUAUCGUGUUCGGGUACGAGCGAGGCAGAAACUACUACAAGGAAAGGACGUGAGCAGCCAGAUGAAGCAGAACUUGUGAGGCAAUUUUAACGAAAAAUUUGAAUUUUAUUGAGCGUCCUUGAAUAUUGUUAAUUGAAUUAUUAUUAUUAUUAUUGUACUCAUCGGAUGGGGGGGUGGGAAAGCAAACUGUGAGAGUACCGGCCAAGAAGCCUUGAAUUUAUAGAUAUUAUUGAAUGCUAAUGAUUAUUUGGACCGAGUAGUGAAAUUGUUGAAGAAUUUUUUUCUAAAUCUACGUCAUUGUUUCUGCCGCCCGAUCUAGUUUACCAAAAAUGUUUAUCUUCACUUCCUUUCAUAUCUAUCUCAUUGGCUGUUUUAAGCUCAGUACCUGAUUAUUGGGUAAAUAGUGUAAACUGAGCUAGGUUUUGAAGAUUAUUCAUCUGCCAUCGUUUUUGAUAUUGUUUCUGAAUCUGUAUUUGUAACUUCAGUUGUUAGGCGAACUAGGCAAGCCAAAGUCCGGCACAUUCCAUCUGAUUUUUUUGUUUCACAUGUUCACCUGAGAACCAUUCUUUUUAAGAUCUUGAAGCCUCGAGGACGAGACUUUCGUCGACGCCCGGGAUGUGGUGCUUUUUCUCUUAAAUUGCUCUAGUAAUUUACUAUGUUAAGUAUCAUCCAUCAUUCUUUUUAAAGCCUCGGGACGAGUCUUUUGUCCAGGGGUUGGAUGUAAUGGUUCUCCUUUUUAUCAUCGCAACAUUUCAUCAUGCUUUGUGAACAUGUGCCAAGAGAGGCGGUGCCUGAGGCACUCGCCCUCUCUAUUGAUUACAACAUCACUCUGGCAUGGCGCACUGCUAGCGUGCGCCACGAAAUAAAGAUUCAAGCCGAGUUCGCAUUAAAAUCCGCUACACAUUUAACCGGGAAAUGAGGGGAACAUUUUCCCGCGUUACAUGGAGGUCCCGGAUACUUCUGCUAUAUUCCAUCUAGCAGAAGGUGAACUUCUGUCUUCCCCUAUUCGACCUACGACAGAUAAUCCGGCCACACUGAUUGCUACCAGUUAUUCUAUUCUACUUCAAAGACUCUAUCUGGCACUCGCACGUUUUUUGGUUGGCGUACGAGACAUCUACGAAGUCGCACCUGAACAGAAGAAGAACACCCGGCGACUUGCGGUUUGGUCGGUUACGCAAGUACACUUAGUCUGUUCAUUUCCUUUAUCUCUGAUGUGUUUUCUCAAAAUUUAUUUUUUGGAAGUGAUAAUUUAAAAACCAAUUUCUGAUUCAAACUCUGUCUACAUAUGGGAUGAAUGUAACAGUUGUUAAUUGUACAGUUUGAGCGUGGCUGUCCUCAUAGAAAUUGUAUCACUGAAUAUCUUUAAAAAUCUGCCAUCAGAGACCUUAUUCAUUUCAAAUGUAAACUCUCUUUUUCUCAAAAUUGAAGUAGCAUCAGUUGUUAAGCGAACUUGGCAAGCCAAAGUCCGGCACAUACCAUCCGAUUUUUUUAUUUCACAUGUUCACUUGAGAACCAUUCUUUUUAAGAUCCUGAAGCCUCGACGACGAGACUUUCGUCGACGCCCGGGAUGUGGUGCUUUUCUCUUAAAUUGCUCUAGUAAUUUACUAUGUUAAGUAUCAUCCAUCGUUCUUUGUAAAGCCUCGGGACGAGUCUUUUGUCCAGGGGUUGGAUGUAAUGGUUCUCCUUUUAACAUCGCAACAUUUCAUCAUGCUUUGUGAACAUGUGCCAAGAGAGGCGGCGCCUGAGGCACUCGCCCUCUCUAUUGAUUACAACAUCACUCUGGCAUGGCGCACUGCUAGCGUGCGCCACGAAAUAAAGAUUCAAGCCGAGUUCGCAUUAAAAUCCGCUACACAUUUAACCGGGAAAUGAGGGGAACAUUUUCCCGCGUUACACAGCUGAAAUAAACAUGAAAAAUCACGUGAAGCACUUGAGCAACAAGAAAUUCAAAUGUUCGCGCGCAAGCUGUCUACCGUAAAUCUAGGUGGAGCAACCCUUCCAAGCCGCUCCACAUUUUCAAAAAUUUUACAUUUUCUUCCACUACGCAGAACGCCGUGUAUCCUUCUUUAUCAACUUUUUUUGAAAUGUUUUUUUUCAAAUCUUCAAUGUGCAAUGUUUAAAACAAAUUUUAAAAAAAACCAUAUGGCUGUCCUGAAAAAGUAGCUUUAAAAAAAAAUGUUUGCUUCAAGGAGUUUUCUUCCUAUUUUUAAUAUAAAUUUCGGAGUCUACGUAUCAAAUAAGGUGUUGGCCAACCCUAUAUCACCAGUUUUAAUUUUACUAAUGGUGACUGCCGAGUCAGUGUGAUUUCAGAUGUCCGUCAACCAAGAGUAUACAUAAAGAUUCAAAAAAAGAAGACGAAGGCAAAGGAAAAGAGGCAGAGCGAGCUCAAGAAGUUUCGGUGUAUGCUUACAAAUACGAUAAUGAGGAUAAGGUAAGAGCGUUUUUUUCAUUUCCAUCUUCAAAUUCAGUUUUUCGAUUCAUAAGGAAUGAUCUAGUUUCCAGGUACUCCGAAGUUUCGACUUUUUUCAUGGAUAUCUGCCCCGAGAAGACCUUCCAUAUCUUCUUCGUGUCGACGGUGACUUCAUCUUGCGCAUUAGUGAAGUCGCUGUGAGUUCGACCUGGAAUUUUCGUUCAGAGCUGAGCUGCUCUCAAGUUUUUUGAUUAUUUUUUCGGUUUUCCAUUGCAAGAAAGAUGAAAUCUAUAAUGCGGGUUGAAGUUAAGAUCUUAAAAAUGUCUCAUAUUAAGAAGUCUUUAAGUAAUUCUCAGACUUUUAUUAUUGAUUUAAUUCGUAGGAAUAAUUUCAUCUUCUAAUUUUUUUAGAUGUAAAGAAGUCAACUCAAUUCUGUUAGAUUGAAGGGAUUUUUAGCCUUCAUGGUUAAUCGAGGUUAGAGUGAAUCUCCGCAAGCUUUUUAGAAUUUUCUUAAUAUUUUUGAAUGAGAAAUAUGAUAUCAUUAAGCCGACCAACGAAUCGCCAACUGCGUACUCUAUGAAGCUCCGUUCUAAAAUUCAAUGGGACAUCAUCCUCUCUUGUGCAGUCCUUCAGGUUCUAAUGUUUCAAUGAAAGUUGUGGGUGUUAGAAACGAAAUUUUCAGGCCGCCGAUUUUCAAAACGCCGAAACAACUAGAGUAUUCCUUAGUUUUUUUUCUAUCCCCACUUCUGUCUUGCAGGUUCGAAACAUUAUCGUUCGACGGAAGUCUGGCCAAUACUAUCUCGAAUUGAACCGCGUCUUUGAUGGAAUCAGUGAACUUAUAGAUUUCUAUAAGACUCAACAAGGCAAAUUUUCAAACGUUGGCUUUCUCAUUUCAACGGGAGUGGAGAAUCUUCUUGCAGUUCACGUUCUUGUUGAAGAACGGGAUCAAACUCCAACAUUGGGAGUUCAUGCACAGUGCCGUGGUACUGAAGAACAUUCUGGGAGAAGGAGCGUUUGGAGAAGUGCGGCGAGGCACUCUCCGAUAUCAGAAGAAAGUCAUAGCCGUUGCUGUUAAACUAGUCCGGAUGCCCAUCUUUUCUAGAGUUUAGCCUCUCUUUUCAGACAAAAGGAGCUGGAGAACUGAGCAAGGCGAAAAUCCGCGAAAUGAUGAAAGAAGCCCGUCUUAUGCGCAACUUCCGACACACAAAUGUCGUUCGCAUUUAUGGCGUCGCUGUCGACGAAGAGCCUCUGUAUAUCAUUCUCGAGUUUGUCAAAGGUCGAGAAACGAUAAAACUGAUCGCUCUACCGCAAACUUUCAGGCGGAGCGCUGAACACGUACCUCCAGAAACACCCAGAAGUUGACAUAACCGAACGGAUCGGCAUGUGUCAUGGGGCGGCACGUGGACUAGCCUAUCUGCAUUCUAAGAACUGCAUUCAUCGCGAUAUCGCAGCUCGUAAUUGCCUCUACAGCAACUCCAAAGUCGUGAGUUCUCAAAUGUCAAACAGCUCGCGCGUAAAAGUGAAUACUGACUUAAAAACGCUUUUUUUUCAGUAUUUCACGUAAAAUUGAAUGGACGUAUUGAAGCCUAUACAAUCCAUUCUGUUUUUAGUUUGAAGAAAGAAGUUAUGGAAAACUCUUCAUGCUAGCGGUAUCAAAAAGUUUAUAUAAUUUGUCAUCGCCUCCACAAUGGAAAGGAGGUUUCUAUGCGCAAUCGCGCUCUUUCGAGAAGCUCUAAAAAUAGCUGAGAAACAAAGAUUUCUUUAAUUUAAUUUGUGAUUUAGGUGAAGCUCAGCGACUUUGGACUGUCCCGAAUGGGCUCCCAAUACAAACUGACGACUCAUUGCAAGCUGCCGAUCAAAUGGCUUGCCCCAGAAACCAUCACCACUCUGUACUUCACUCACAAGACGGACGCGUACAGGUUUGCAAAAUAAUGGACUCACUUGGGAAAUUUUCGCUUUGAGCUAUGGAGUCAUGUGCUUCGAAGUGUUUUCUAACGGAGCAGAACCUUGGGGAGGCGUCACUAACACUGAAACCAAGAAAAACGUAUGUUUUCAACUGCGACUGUGAACCGUGUGGAUGUUGCAGGUUUGCAAUGGAAAGUUCUUAAGAAUUCCUGAGAACUGUCCUGAAUCUGUCCGAGCCUUCAUUCAUGACCGGCUGUUUGUGCGGGAUCCGGAAAAAAGACCCACCAUGAAGGAGGUCAGUCUUCGUUUAGCUGUCCAAUGUGUUUCCUUUUGAGGUCGCGGCGAUGUUCGAGUCAGUGACUGAACGAAAGUCGCUCUUCAUCAUCGAUAAAGAAAAUAUAGCAGAGGUUGGUCAUGUUGCAGCACAACUCACAAGGAGGUCGCUCUAGAACUUUCUAAAAAAUUGGAGAGAUACUUUUUCAAGGUCUUGAAAAUUUUGAGAUUUGGAGCAUUACUUUUCGUAAAACCAAUGUUAUUCAGGUUGAACCUUUCAAAACCUUUAUAUAGAAUCUUAAAAUGUUUUUUUCUCAAUUUAAAAGCAUUUAUCAGUAAAAAGUAAUAGGGACAUCCUUGUCACUUUUUCAAUUUAUUUCUUUCGUAAAAAAAUAUUUUUCGAAAAAAAUUUAAUGUGUUGAGUAAGAUUUUUUUCUGGAGUAUUAAUUUCCGAUAAAGCUUAUACCUCAGGCAUAUGAGUAGUAUAAUUGGCCACAGAAAAGGGAAUGUCAUGAAAGCGUUGAAAUCAAGUUUUUUCUUUUUGAGUAAUUCUUUUUACUCGAAAAAUUGACAGGUUAGCAGCAAGGAUCGGAAAAAGACGAGUUUGAUAAUGGAGACGUCACCGCGAGUCAAGCCGUCCAAGAGACAGGAUUCUCAUGACCGACAUGUCCGUAGAGUCGUCCGAUCGGCUCAUUCAGAAUGUCUUUUGCAGAGGCGGAAGCGAUCCAUGUUCUCGUGA
Caenorhabditis auriculariae is the source of this 7747-nucleotide messenger RNA. NCBI's taxonomy places the organism in Eukaryota, Metazoa, Nematoda, Chromadorea, Rhabditida, Rhabditidae. The record is from the annotation of a GenBank genome assembly.